GCGGUGCGGGUGGUCGCGGUGAUUCCCACUAUCCAUGGUAUUUUGCACGUACACAGGAGAAGUGUCUUCAUCAGUGUAUUUUCAUCGCAAAGAAACAAAGAAUGCUGAAUUAAGUCUGGUUCUAAGUCAAAAAACUGCAUAAAGUAUACUUGAAGAGCAUCAAACAUGCCUUUGGAACCAGAGAAACCACAGGAAGGGAACGGGGAGGAAGAUCCAGUGAGUACACAUCCUAGUGGGCAGAGGGACUCAGAAGCCGAGAAUCUACAUCAUCAAAUGAGACCAGGCACUGAAAUCGCCUGCAGUGGAAACACUCUUCCUUCUGUUUCCCCCAAUCUGAUAUCAGUAGAGGAAUUAAUUGAGGCAGAAAAAGGGGUUUACAACAUGGCUCUAGCCCAUGAGAUCGUGGUUGAUGAAAGUUUCAUAAUGAAACAGCGGGAUUUACCAGAGAGCAGUUUUGAGAAGACAAUUGAAGAAAUUAUGAAGAAAGCCUUUUGGGAUUGUUUACAAGCCCAGCUAAAUGAGGAUCCACCUGUUUACGACCAUGCAAUCAAGCUCCUAUCUGAGAUUAAAGAGACUCUACUCUCAUUCUUGCUGCCUGGUCACACCAGGUUGAGGAACCAAAUCAAUGAAGUUCUGGAUCUGGAUCUCAUCAAGCAGGAGGCUGAGAAUGGUGCAUUGAACAUCCCCAAACUAGCUGACUUCAUUAUUGGGAUGAUGGGGACUCUCUGUGCCCCUAUCAGGGAUGAAGACAUCAAGCUCAUCAGGAACAUUGUAGACGUGGUUAAGUUAUUCAGGGAGAUUUUUGGUGUGCUGGAUUUAAUGAAGCUCGACAUGGUGAAUUUUGCCAUUAGCAGUAUCCGACCACAUUUAAUGAAACAAUCUGUUGAUUACGAGCGAAAGUGCUUCCAGGAAUUCUUUGACAAGCAACACGGUUCCCUGGAGUUAGCUACAGAAUGGUUGCAAGAGACAGCAAGUGAACUCCUGAGUUCUGCUGACUCCGUGCUUGAUGGAGCCACAGCUGGUGCCACAGACGUAUCGGCAUUGUGCCCUAUCUCAGUGUUAAACCACGCGUAUGUUAAAUUACUGCAAUGGGAUCAUGCCAGCAGACUCUUCCCAGAGCCUGUGCUGAUGGACCAACCCCGCUUCAAGGAGAUGCAGCAGGAGCUGAAUCAGUUGACCAUCAUUGCAGCCGUGUUGCUAGUCAUAUACAACAUGACCGGCGCUGCCAUAUCAGGACUCUCUGGCUUUCUGGACAGACUGAAGGGCAUUAUUAAAGCCUUAUUGACAGGCAUGCAUUCUCAUUCUUUUCAUCUCGCUGAGACCAUGACCAGUGUGAGUGAACAGAUCUGUGUGGAAGUUAAUAAAUGCUUAUCUCAGCACGGUUUCUCACUACUACCCACUGAGAAAGAGGCGGUAUUGAAAGGUCAAAUCCAGGCCAUAUCUAGUUUGGAUAACUCUGUUCGAAAAUUAAUAGAUUUACGGAUCCAGGCUUUUCUGAAGGUGCAUCUCGCGUCGAGCAAUCCCAAAUCAGUCACCGUCCCUGGAGGACUUGCCCCCAUUAGAAGAGAGUUGGAGGAGAUUACUAUCCGAUUCCUUCACCUUGUAAACUAUAACAAGUUGGUCUUCAAUCCUUAUUACGACACCAUCUUGGCUAAAGUGCUCCAAAGGAAUGAAACACUGCCUCCAGGGACAAGUGAGACAGAACAAUGAACAUAAUAUAUUAAAGUAUUUCACAUUUGUACAAGAUCUUUGCAUUUGUGUGCGUCUCCAUAUGUUUUAAGGAGAAACCAAGCUGGUUUCAUUCUCCUUUUGUUUUGGGGAGGGAAGAUUGUGAUAAUGCUUUGGGAUAAUGUGAGGUUGGUGGGGAGUAGGACGAGGGUCCUUAAAUUAAAGCCAUUUGGCCAUUGCCCUUUGUAUACAAUAUUUGUGCUAUUAAGCAAAGAUAAAAUUCACUUAUGGUAAAACAAUAAUCUUGCAUUAUAUUUGAAUAAUUCUUCACCAAAAUCUGUCGUCUCCUUGUUAUCUUCCCCAACCCUAAAACUGAGAUGAAAGCACCUUGAGGCUCUUUACAACCAGAGGCACAAUGCAACUGCAGUCAUUGGAUAAAGUCCAAAAUUAGAUGCCCUUGUCAAUAGGCGUGCACACAGCUGACCAUCAUGAAUGGAAUUCUAGUUGGUAUCAAUUAAUUAAUAAAAGGAUGACCCAUGGCACCAAACAAUGCUCAUGGUCUGUUGAUACCGCAAAGCAUUGGUAAUAGUGUAAGUGACCCACUGGACCUCUCUGGCAAUCCUUGUAUCUUUGAUGAAUGCUGAUUCUCAUCAGUACGGUCCAUGAGCAUGAACCCAAUCUCUGCUUGUUCACUGCUCGAUAAACUAAACCCCCUUUUUUAAAUGCAUCUCUUUAGACUGUAAUCAGUGGAAAACCUCUCUACAGCAAAAAGGAUGUCCUUGAUGUUUUAGACUGUUGUGUGCUUACUUUUAGAAUGCAACUGUAGCUCUUCAAACCUUUGUUGCAGUCCCAAUAUUGAUUCUGCAUUCCAGUUUAACCAACUCACCAUAAACUACCUAGCUUUGCAACCACUUUGUCAACUAUAGACCAAAUCUAAUCUGUUAUUUAUUAUAUGAAAAACGGAAGAGCACUUAGAGAAACUUCUUAUGCCCAUUUAGAAGCAUCAAAUGAUAUUCCCGUAUGCUUCCGCCCAACUGGGUUUGUUCAGAUGCAGCCACAUGUUUUAUACUGUAGCAAAUGACCAUCAUACAGUGGAUCACUUUUGGAAACUAAAUUUGUGUUGGGAGUUGGAACCACUAGAGGUUUACAGAUGAGGAUAAUGCUUGAAUUUGCUGCACUGUAAACUCAUUGAAUUGAUAAAUACAUCAUCUUAAAAUGAGAGCAUUUAUGUCACUCGGAGACAACGAGAUCCUCAGUGUUUUUCCACUGUUGGCUAUGAUUUAAUUUAAUAUUAGAGCUUUCUUGCUGAGCAUUAUGCUUGCGUCUUGUGUAAUGUAUUGUACUGACUGCAAGUUGGACUUUACUGGUGUAAAUACUAAUAACUUAUUUUGUAAAACUUGAGAAUGGUGCUUUUUUUUUUCAGCUGCAUGUUUCCAGAAUUUUGCAGUAGUAAUAAUGUAUAGUAUUUAAACAAAAACAUGCAAACCUAUGUAUCCUGGUAAAAUAAAGGUGCAUCAAGUGACAGUA
Messenger RNA from Leucoraja erinaceus (little skate), 3195 nucleotides. It is a transcript of the gene tcp11l1, whose product is annotated as t-complex 11, testis-specific-like 1. Gene Ontology annotation, biological process: signal transduction. The transcript is spliced from 11 exons. The record is from RefSeq and is a predicted model, not a curated record. The coding region runs from base 166 to 1710 and encodes 514 amino acids. Lineage: Eukaryota; Metazoa; Chordata; Chondrichthyes; Rajiformes; Rajidae.